AUGCAGCUGCCGCUGCGCGCUGGUCAGCACCGGAAGAUGCGACGACAGGAUUAUACUACACGACCAUCGAAUCACAGCCAUGGCCAAGUGACAGGUGUACGCGACGCGACGCGAUGCGACGCGUUGUACCGCAACACCGAGCCGAGCGACCGUCGGUCGAAAACGGAGGAACGAGUCCAGUGGACGGACGGACAGACGGGUACGCGGGGACAGCAGUACGUACAGGCGAGGCGAAACACACGGCACGUUGAGGCGAAAUGA
This is a messenger RNA of Soboliphyme baturini, 261 nucleotides long. Lineage: Eukaryota; Metazoa; Nematoda; Enoplea; Dioctophymatida; Soboliphymatidae. The record is from the annotation of a GenBank genome assembly.